GUCACUUCCUGCCCAGCCACAGCGGCGCGCGUGCGUAACUGGCGGUGUAGGUAGCCGGUGGGUGGACAGACUCUGGAGACGGCGAGUUUCGCCGGGAAUCGGAGAGUAUGUGGGCUCAAGCAACAUGGAGAGAGAAUGUGGGAAGUGCGUGGCUGUUGUCGCAGUUGUGACCGAGCCCCGGUUUGCCCAGCGAUACAGGGACUACCUCGAGAAGCAGACACUCUUGGACAGACAGCACCGUGCGGUGAAGAUGCCGGACGGCGCCGUGGCGCUCCCGGUGCUGGGAGAGACCGUCCCCGAGCAGCACCUACGGGAGCUGAGGAAUCGCGUGGCCCCAGGCAGCACCUGUAUGCUGAUGCAGCUUCCGGAUCCUGUUCCUUCGAAGAAGGCCCAGCGCUGCUCACCUGCCCAGAGGUUGUGUCUUGCGGUGAGUCGCUGGGCUAAGGGUCGGGGAGUCACGUGGUCAGCCGAGUUGGAGGCUGAUUUGCCCCGAUCUUGGCAACGGCACGGUAACCUCCUGUUGCUGAGUGAAGACUGUUUCCAAGCCAAGCAAUGGAAAAAUUUGGAACCAGAACUCUGGGAGACCGUUGCCUCGGCACUUGGCGUCCAACGUUUGGCAAAACGAGGGAGGGUAUCACCUGAUGGCACUCGAACUCCAACAGUGACUCUGCUGCUGGGCAACCAUGGUUGGGUAGAGCAUGUGGAUAAUGGUAUCAGAUAUAGGUUUGAUGUGACACAGUGCAUGUUCUCCUUUGGAAACAUCAGUGAGAAGCUGCGAGUGGCAUCACUGUCCUGUGCUGGAGAGGUGCUGGUGGAUCUCUAUGCAGGGAUUGGUUACUUUACAUUGCCCUUCCUAGUUCAUGCUGGUGCUGCCUUCGUCCAUGCCUGUGAGUGGAACCCCCAUGCUGUAGUUGCUCUUAGAAAUAACCUUGAGAUCAAUGGAGUAGCAGAUCGGUGCCAAGUACACUUCGGGGAUAACAGGAAACUGAAACUCUCAAACAUUGCAGAUAGGGUAAACCUGGGGCUGAUUCCCAGCUCUGAAGAAGGCUGGCCAGUUGCCUGCCAAGUGCUUCGACAGGAUGCUGGGGGCACUUUGCAUAUCCACCAAAAUGUGGAAUCUUUCCCAGGGGAGAAUCUUCAGCCUCCUGGAAGCAGUGAAGUGGACAAAGAGCAUUGGCCUUAUCCUCAGCAAACUAGCACCAACCAAUGGAAAAAUGGAGGUACCAGGGAUUCUAGGAGAAAAAUGCUGUCACCAGCCACCAAGCCAGAGUGGCAAAGGUGGGCAGAAUCUGCAGAAACUCGAAUUGCCACUCUUCUUCAGCAGGUACAUGGAAAACCGUGGAAGACACAAAUCCUGCACAUUCAGUCAGUGAAAUCCUAUGCUCCCCAUGUGGAUCACGUAGUCCUGGAUCUGGAAUGCCGCCCCUGUCCUCUAGUUGACUAGAGGAGGUGGAUCCUGGGGCACAAGGAAUCCACAUUUAAGAGGCCUUUAAUG
Molecule: messenger RNA, 1495 nt
Organism: Galeopterus variegatus (Sunda flying lemur)
Lineage: Eukaryota; Metazoa; Chordata; Mammalia; Dermoptera; Cynocephalidae
Gene: TYW2
Product: tRNA methyltransferase 12 homolog (S. cerevisiae)
Exons: 1
Coding region: 125-1444 (439 amino acids)
Biological process (GO): tRNA methylation
Cellular component (GO): cytoplasm
Molecular function (GO): tRNA methyltransferase activity
Source: RefSeq, a predicted model, not a curated record